Danio aesculapii is the source of this 2441-nucleotide messenger RNA. Its product is annotated as gastrula zinc finger protein XlCGF57.1-like. Gene Ontology annotation, biological process: regulation of transcription by RNA polymerase II. Gene Ontology annotation, molecular function: RNA polymerase II cis-regulatory region sequence-specific DNA binding; DNA-binding transcription factor activity, RNA polymerase II-specific. Gene Ontology annotation, cellular component: nucleus. The coding region runs from base 62 to 1447 and encodes 461 amino acids. The transcript has 2 exons. The record is from RefSeq and is a predicted model, not a curated record. NCBI's taxonomy places the organism in Eukaryota, Metazoa, Chordata, Actinopteri, Cypriniformes, Danionidae.
AAGUGUCCAAACACAGAGAAAAACUCCUGCUGAAGCGACUGAUCUCCACACUGUUAUAAAGAUGGCGUUUAUUAAAGAGGAGAGUGAAGAUGUGAAGAUUGAAGAAACAUUCAGAGUCAAACAGGAAGAUCUGCAGGAACAAACAGACCUAAUUGAAGAGAAUGAGGGGAGUAAAGUGGAGGAACAUCAUGUCAAAACUGAGGAAAAAACUCAUUUACAGACUGAUGGUAUUUUGAAAAGGAGAGACAAGAAUCGUUUCACCUGCACUCAGUGUGGAAAGAGUUUUGGAAGAAAAGACACUCUUAAAAUUCACAUGAUGAUCCACACUGGAGAGAGACCAUUCACAUGCACUCAGUGUGGGAAGAAUUUCAGCCAAUCAUCAUCCCUUAAUCUACACAUGAUGAACCACACUGGAGAGAAACCAUUCACAUGUCUUCAAUGUGGAAAGAGUUUCAGCCAAUCAUCAUCCCUUAUUCUACACAUGAGGAUCCACACUGGAGAGAAACCAUUCACAUGCACUCAGUGUGGGAAGAGUUUCAACUGCUCAUCACACCUUAAUCUACACAUGAGGAUCCACAAUAGAGAGAAACCAUUCACAUGCGCUCAGUGUAGAAAGAGUUUCAGCCAAUCAUCAAACUUUCAUCAACACAUGAGGAUCCACACUGGAGAGAAACCAUUCACAUGCACUCAGUGUGGGAAGAGUUUUAACAGCUCAUCACACCUUAAUCAACACAUGAGGAUCCACACUGGAGAGAAACCAUUCACAUGCACUCAUUGUGGGAAGAGUUUCAACCAAUCAUCAUCUCUUUAUCUACACAUGAGGAUCCACACUGGAGAGAAACCAUUCACAUGCACUCAGUGUGGGAAGAGUUUCAUCCGCUCAUCAUCCCUUAAUCAACACAUGUGGAUCCACACUGGAGAGAAACCAUUCACAUGCACUCAGUGUGGGAAGAGUUUCAUCCGCUCAUCAUCCCUUAAUCAACACAUGUGGAUCCACACUGGAGAGAAACCAUUCACAUGCACUCAGUGUGGGAAGAGUUUCAGCCAAUCAACACACCUUGAUGAACACAAGAAGAUCCACACAGGAGAGAAACCAUUCACAUGCACUCAGUGUGGGAAGAGUUUUAACAGCUCAUCAAACCUUAAUUUACACAUGAAGAUCCACACUGGAGAGAAACCAUUCACAUGCACUCAGUGUGGGAAGAGUUUCAACCGCUCAUCAAACCUUAAUCUACACAUGAGGAUCCACACUGGAGAGAAACCAUUCACAUGCACUCAGUGUGGGAAGAGUUUCAGCCGAUCAUCAUCCCUUAAUUUACACAUGAAGAUCCACACUGGAGAGAAACCAUUCACUUGCACUCAGUGUGGGAAGAGUUUCAGCCGAUCAUCAUCCCUUAAUCUACACAUGAAGAUCCACACUGGAGAGAAACCAUUCUCUUGCACUUAAGCCGCGGUCACACUGGACUUUUCUCCCCGUAGACUUCCAUUCAUACGCAUGCGAAUACAUCAGACCGGAAACCUAGUUUGUGCAUCAAAUUUCGGAGUUCACUGCCUUGCAAAGUUCAAGCUUGGUGAACUGUGACCUGGGAAAUCGCAUCACUUGACUGUUUGAGACCAAUCGAAGAUCAAAACAUGACCUCUCUGUAUGGAAAUGUAAAAUAUGGACCAAUCGCUCACUUUUUUUAAUGUCUAAUCAUCCUGUUUAAUCCCGCCCCUUUUCGCAGCGCCAUACAGCAGAAUUUCGCAUGCUCAAACUCUAGUUUCGUUUUGGGAUGAGUUUCAGCAAAUCCUCAGACCUUCAUAAACUCAUAAAGACCCACACUGGAGAGAAACCGUUCACAUUCAUUUAGUGCGGGAAGAGUUUCAACUGAUCAGCAAUCCUUAAUGAACACAUGAAGAUCCACACUGGUGUGAAAGAGUAUAUGUGCUUGAGUGUGAGAGGACUUUUAUUACAGCUCUAAAAUUGAAACUGCACCAGACAAUUCACACUGGAGAGACCGUACAAGUGUUCACACUGUGACAAGAGGUUUAAUCAUUGAACACAUCUGAAAACAGAGGAGGAUUCACACUGGAGAGAAACUGUACAGAUCAAUGUCUACAGAGUUUCGCUCAUUUGGCGCAGCUUAAGAAACACAUGGACAAAAAGUUGCACACAUGAUAUGAAUGCAGCAAAACAAUGAAUGAAUUGGCAGCGUCAGCUUGCACACCUGAUGCUUGUCAGAAUCAGAAAGAGCUUUAUUGCCAGGUAUGUUCACACAUACGAGGAAUUUGUUUUCGUGAGAGAGCUUCUACAGUGCAACAGGAUAACAGAGACAGGACAAAAAACAGAUAAUAAAUAUAUUUUAAAAAAUUAGAAGUAAAUAGGGAGUGCAAAUAUACAAAUUGUUGCAAUCAAUUUGGCAAUAAAAUCACAGCGAAAGCAAGAUGAGGCAUCCUUUUCG